Molecule: messenger RNA, 1185 nt
Organism: Sclerotinia trifoliorum
Lineage: Eukaryota; Fungi; Ascomycota; Leotiomycetes; Helotiales; Sclerotiniaceae
Source: the annotation of a GenBank genome assembly
GCGUUAAAAAACUGCAUUGUGACAGGGCUCGUCACCAGCGCUUGCAUGCACUUGGCAUAAAUAUGAGGAUCUUUAAAACUCCGUAGACUCAUGCUCAAGGGCUGCCGGGAUCGACUCCAAAUAUAUACCGGUAUGUCGUCCUAAGAUUACCCAGGAGAUCAAACUUAUCCAGAAGUUGGUCGAGAAAAUGGCAGCUCCUCCGGAAAAACAUAUUCAUGAUAUCAAUGGAUCUUGGUUACUGGUAAGAUAACGAGCAGUGCUUUAUUUUCCUUAUCAACUUUGUCGGGUGUCCGUGCUGACUAAGUAUUUCUUGGCCAUUUCUAGAACAAACGUUUAUCGGAUCCUAUUGAACAUAUCCUCCGACUUCAAAACGUGAAUUGGUUUUUGCGACGCGGCAUAUGUUUCGCAGAAGUAAAUCUGCAUGCAACGCAGAUACAAGAUGAAAAUGGACUGGCUACACUCACCAUGGAAAGAGUCUCGAGCGUGGGACUUGCAGGCUCGACGGAAAUUAGACCAUUGAAUUGGGAUAUGAAAGAAUUUAAAGAUCAUAUAUGGGGGAGUACACGGACACGGAGCAGAUAUAUUCCUACCGCGGACGUAGAAGAGGGAGAGGAUUUUCUCACGUCGGGAUGGUUGGAGGAGACGGCUUUGGGUCUUUGCAUUCAGGAUAAAACGGAAUCGGCAACGGGUUCAUGGUCAAGUGUUACGGUAUGUCACUCUGGUUUCCUGGUUAGCACUGCGCAUCAUGACUGACUGGAUAUAUCAUAGGUAUGGGGUUUUGAACUGAUCAAGGAAGAGCGGAGAUUAGCACGACACAUUCUUGUUCGAAAGGGAUAUGAGAUUGCAAUGGCAAAGUUGAUCUAUGACUAUAUCGGUCCUGCAAAACGCCAAGUGCAAUGUUUUCGAUAUUAAUAUGGCACUGGCAUCUUUACGACUAUCAAUAUACCCAGAUGAACUUAUUAUUUGGAGAAAACUGACGUGGGAAUAAAAACUUUGGGAUAGUUUUCCGGUGUUCACGGCGCAAAGGGCAAAAAGGAUACAAGGAAUAAGGCGCCGGAAACAUUAUCAGAUAUCGAUGUCCGAUUGGAGAUGAUCUCGAGGAUAUCAAUCUAUGUAACAUAGCACCAGAAUAUUUUAAUAAUUCAUAUAUAUACGACCGUAUUGACAAAAGAUCUCAAACGGUCU